Messenger RNA from Ceutorhynchus assimilis (cabbage seed weevil), 666 nucleotides. NCBI's taxonomy places the organism in Eukaryota, Metazoa, Arthropoda, Insecta, Coleoptera, Curculionidae. The record is from the annotation of a GenBank genome assembly.
AUGGAUGAAGGUAAUAAAUAUCUCAAGACAUGGACUGACAUGAAAUAUAAUUUAAAGAAAAAAGCGGCGGAAAUUAAAAAGGAGCAAACUAAAACAGGAGGUGGUUUAGGAGUUACGAAAUUGCCAAAAUCUUAUUCAACAUUUCCCUUAAUUCCACCAAUUGAUGAAAACAGAAAUGAACCAUCCACUCCAAAAUUGAUUGAUGAAAAUAUGUGCCACAUCACACGUGAACACUUAAAAAAGGCUUUGGAGUCAUCUUGUUCUGUCAGUGGAUGUUCAGAAUCCUAUUUAUUAAGAGAUGAUAUACAGAGGAAUCCAAAUAACAUUAACACAGUUUUAUCUGAGGUUUUAGUUCCUCACUUGGAACAGACUCUCGGAGGUAGACUUCCAGAUCUUUCUGUUUUCUCAACCAAGGAACAAAAUGGGAGUUCAAAAAACGAUACAGGCAAGGACGCAACCAACGACUACCCAUAUUCUCCCAAGAAAAGGAGAGGUAAAGAUUCAGUUGAAGAAAAUCCUUAUUCAGAGACAAUUGAGAUUUUUAAAAAAAUUGAAAGCACAUUGGAGACUAAUUUGAGUGAGAUUUCAAAUUCUGUUAAAAAAAUAGCAGAAAAUGCAUCUAAAAAACACUGCCAAUGCUGUUUCUGUACGAAAAACGAGAAAUGA